Messenger RNA from Dipodomys ordii (Ord's kangaroo rat), 5319 nucleotides. Its product is annotated as aldehyde oxidase 3-like. Bases 54 to 4067 code for a protein of 1337 amino acids. The record is from RefSeq and is a predicted model, not a curated record. Lineage: Eukaryota; Metazoa; Chordata; Mammalia; Rodentia; Heteromyidae. Gene Ontology annotation, molecular function: iron ion binding; FAD binding; NAD binding. The transcript has 35 exons.
CACCGUCCUUCAUUGACACAACUGUCCAAACCUCAGCCAACUGCCUUGGUAGAAUGCCUCGGUCUAAGGAGACAGAUGAACUUGUUUUCUUUGUGAAUGGAAGAAAAGUCAUCGAGAAGAAUGCAGACCCUGAAAUGAACUUAUUGUUCUAUCUGAGAAAAACUCUCCAACUCACAGGAACCAAAGAUAGCUGUGGUGGCGGGAACUGUGGUGCCUGCACAGUGAUGAUCUCAAGAUAUGAUCCCAUCUCCAAGAAGAUCAGUCACUUCUCUGUUGCCGCCUGCCUGGUGCCUAUCUGCUCUCUUUAUGGAGCCGCCAUCACCACUGUGGAAGGAAUAGGAAACACUAAGACCAGGAUUCACCCUGUCCAGGAAAGGAUCGCCAAAGGCCAUGGCACCCAGUGUGGAUUCUGCACCCCAGGCAUGGUGAUGAGUAUUUACACUCUCCUAAGGAAUCACCCACAACCGUCCACAGAGCAGCUAAUGGAAUCUUUGAGUGGCAAUUUAUGUCGCUGUACUGGAUACAGACCCAUUGUGGAGAGUGGGAAAAGUUUUAUUUCCAGUUCAUCUUGCUGCCAAAUGAAUGAAAAAGGGAGAUGUUGCUUGGAUCAAAAAGAAAAUAAACCUGAGAACAAAUCCAAUGUCUGUGCCAAAUUGUAUGAGAAAGAAGAAUUUCAACCAUUGGAUCCAACUCAAGAGCUUAUAUUCCCUCCUGAGCUAAUGAGGAUGUUGGAGAAUCCCCAAAAGAAAAUUCUGACAUUUCAUGGGGAGAGGAUUACCUGGAUUAUCCCAAGCACGCUAAGAGAGCUCCUGGAACUAAAAACAGAGUACCCCAAUGCUCCUCUUGUAAUGGGGAACACUGCUCUCGGACCUGACAUGAAGUUCAAAGGUGUUUUCUAUCCAAUCAUCAUCUCCCCUGCAAGGAUCUCAGAAUUGUUGGCAAUAUCAAAGACAAAAGAAGGACUGACUCUGGGUGCAGGCCUCAGCCUGGCACAGGUGAAGACCAUCCUAGCCGACGUGGUCACCAAGCUCCCAGAGGAGAAGACACAGACGUACCGCGCUCUGCUGAAACACCUACGAACCCUGGCUGGGCCACAGAUCAGGAACAUGGCAUCCUUAGGUGGUCAUAUUGUUAGCAGACAGCCAAUCUCUGAUCUCAACCCCAUAUUAGGGGUGGGCAAAUGCAUUCUCAAUGUUGCUUCCAAAGGUGAGCUACUGAAUUCUCUUAUUGGGGGUAAUGCCAGCUUCAUCCUAACUGAACAGACCAUGGGGAAAAAAGUUAACUUUAUUUCUCAGUCUCACUUUGCAGAAAGUGACAAUCCUUGGGAGUUUGUGUCAGCUUUCAGACAAGCUCCAUGUCAACAAAAUGCCCUCGCGGUUGUAAACACAGGGGUGAGAGUCCUUUUCAAAGAGGACACAACCACCAUUGCGGACCUGAACAUCUUAUAUGGAGGGCUUGGCCCUACAACAGUCAAUGCAAACAAAUCCUGCCGACAGCUAAUCGGAAGAUGUUGGGAUGAAGGAAUGCUAAAUGAUGCUUGCAGACUGGUUCUAGAAGAAAUCGCCCUUCCCCAGUCAGCCCCUGGAGGAAUGGUGGCAUAUCGAAGGACUCUCGCCAUCAGUUUCUUCUUCAAAUUCUACUUGGAUGUUUUGCAGCAGUUGAGGAUGAGGGACCCACGUGGAUAUCCUGGUCUCUCUAAAACACUCAUCAGCGUCCUGGAAGAUUUUCCUUUGGCCAUUCCCCAGGGGAUGCAAUCAUUUGAGUGUGUAGAUCCCCAGCAGCCUCCUCAUGACCCAGUGGGCCGGCCCAUCAUGCAUCAGUCUGGCAUUAAGCAUGCCACAGGAGAGGCUGUAUUUUGUGAUGACAUGCCUGUUUUGGCAGAGGAACUCUUCCUGGCUGUGGUAACCAGCACCAGGCCACAUGCUAGAAUCAUUUCCAUUGAUGCCUCUGAGGCCCUGGCAUUGCCUGGUGUGGCUGAUGUGAUCACUGCUCAAGAUGUUCCUGGUAACAAUGGCAGUGAAGAAGAAAGGCUGUACGCGCAGGAUGAGGUGAUUUGUGUGGGGCAGAUUGUCUGUGCUGUGGCUGCCGAUUCAUAUGCCCAUGCAAAGCAGGCAGCAAAAAAAGUAAAGAUUGUGUACCAAGACUUGGAGCCUGUCAUUGUGACCAUUCAGGAUGCAAUACAGCACAAAUCAUUCAUUGGACCUGAGAAAAAACUAGAGCAAGGAAAUGUUGAAGAGGCGUUUCAGUGUGUUGAUCAAAUCAUUGAAGGGGAAGUGCACUUUGGAGGACAGGAACAUUUUUAUAUGGAAACUCAGAGUGUCCGUGUGGUACCCAAGAAAGAGGAUAAAGAAAUAGAUAUAUAUGUGUCAAGCCAGGAUGCAGCAUUUACCCAGGACAUGGUGGCUUGUACCUUGGGCAUUCAAAAGAACAGGAUCAACUGCCAUGUGAAAAGGGUUGGUGGGGCCUUCGGAGGAAAAGCAAGCAAGUCUGGACUUCUGGCAGCAGUGGCAGCUGUGGCAGCACACAAAACUGGCUGCCCAGUUCGCUUUGUGCUGGAACGUGGGGAUGACAUGUUGAUCACUGGUGGUCGCCACCCACUGCUGGGGAAAUACAAGAUUGGCUUUAUGAACAAUGGGAAAAUCAAGGCUGCCGACAUUGACUAUCACAUUAAUGGAGGAUGCACACCAGAUGAUUCUGAACUGGUAAUAGAAUAUGCCUUGCUCAAAAUGGAAAAUGCUUAUAAGAUCCCAAACCUGCGAGUGAGAGGCAGAGCUUGCAAGACCAAUUUACCAUCCAAUACAGCCUUCCGAGGGUUUGGUUUUCCACAAGGAGCAUUUGUAACAGAGACCUGGAUGACAGCAGUAGCAUCUAAAUGCCACUUGCCACCAGAGACGGUUAGAGAGUUAAAUAUGUACAAAACAAUUGAUAAGACAAUUCACAAGCAAGAGUUUGAUCCAAAGAAUCUGAUAAAAUGCUGGCACAAAUGUAUGGAAAAUUCUUCAUACUCAAGCAGAAGGAAAGCUGUAGAGGAAUUUAACCAACAGAGUUUUUGGAAGAAGAGAGGAAUUUCCAUUAUCCCCAUGAAAUUCUCAGUUGGAUUUCCAAAGACAUUUUAUUAUCAGGCUGCUGCUCUGGUUCACGUCUACACAGAUGGGUCUGUAUUAGUUGCUCAUGGUGGAGUCGAACUGGGACAAGGUAUUAACACCAAAAUGAUACAGGUGGCCAGCCGUGAGUUACAGCUCCCAAUGUCUUACAUACACCUUGGCGAGAUGAACACCAUGACUGUGCCCAACACAAUUGCCACGGCAGCAUCCACUGGGGCAGAUGUCAAUGGAAAGGCUGUGCAGAAUGCCUGUCAGACCCUCAGGAAACGCCUGGAACCCAUUAUCAGCCAGAACCCUAAUGGCACCUGGGAAGAGUGGGUCAAUGAAGCUUUUACUCAAAGUAUUAGUCUCUCUGCCACUGGAUAUUUCAGGGGCUAUGAAGCUCACAUGGACUGGGAGAAAGGAGAAGGUGACAUUUAUCCUUACUUCGUUUUUGGAGCUGCUUGUUCAGAAGUUGAAAUUGACUGUCUGACAGGUGCCCACAAGAACAUUAGAACUGACAUUGUAAUGGAUGCUUCUUUCAGUAUAAAUCCUGCUGUGGACAUAGGACAGAUUGAAGGGGCCUUUGUUCAAGGUCUUGGACUUUAUACCCUAGAGGAGUUGAAAUAUUCUCCAGAAGGAGUCCUCUAUACCCGUGGUCCAAAACAGUACAAGCUCCCUUCAGUCACUGACAUCCCAGAGGAGUUCCAUGUGUCCCUGCUGACAACAACCCAAAACCCAAAAGCAAUCUACUCCUCCAAGGGCCUAGGCGAGUCUGGAAUGUUUCUGGGGUCUUCAGUGUUUUUUGCCAUAGCUGAUGCUGUGGCUGCAGCUCGCAAGGAGAGGGGCCUGGCCCCACUUUUGGCCAUGAACAGUCCAGCCACACCAGAGCAGAUUCGGAUGGCCUGUGUGGAUCAGUUUACAGAGCUGGUUCCACAAAUUGAUUCUGAAGGCUGUAAACCUUGGUCCAUCCCAGUUGCCUAAUGUUUUGUUUUCAAAAACAAACAUUAACUUUCUGAUGGAUUUAAAGACUCAGUAGGUCACUAAUGUAAGCAUCUUUAUCUAAAAGAUAUGAUUUCUUUAUAUAAGAAAUUCUUUCUGUAAGAAACUGAGAGUUUUAUGUAAGAAAUUCUUUAUAAAAGAAGUUGGGAGCAAGUCUUACAUCUUCCCAUUUCAUAUUUACAAACUAUCUUGUAAUCUUCAAUUAUACAUAUAUAAGCAAGAUGUUGCUGAAACUUCAACAAAAAUAUGGUGUUUGAUUUGGUGUAAUCAGCAUAGUAUUUUUCAAUUGUGAACCAUUCUUCUAUCUGAUUCAGAUAAGAUAAAAGCCUAGACUACAAUGAUCUUGUUCUGAGAAGAAAAAAAAAGAAAUCAGGUUGAUUGCUGGCAGCUUGUGAAGUAUCUUCUUUAAGAUAAUGUUCUGCAUUAAAUACUGGUAUAUCGUAAGUGAUCAUUCAUAGCGCCUGUAAAGUCAGUAUUCACUUGCUUAUUUCAAUGCACAACUUUGCUGGCAGUUCAUUAUAAUGUGUUAAGUCUCUCCUUUAUCAAAGAAUUAUUGAUUUACUCAAAGAGUUGCUGAAUAAAGGAGGGUCACCUCCUAACAUGAUUUGUAUGAGGGCAAAUGAAACUGGAAAGAUAAUUACAUAAAACACUAAAAAUAUUUGCCACCGUAACCUCAACAAAGCAGUGUUCAGCCUCUUUCUACUUGUUGAAUUUUCCCCUAUCUCUGUGUUCAAAAUGAAGAUUAGUUGUAUUUGGUUGCACAAAAUAAACCUGUGAAUGAGGCCAAAUAAAUAGUCAAUAAAUAUGCCUUUAGGUUAAGCUCCAAAUGCAUGAACACUCAAUAUUUUCAGUAUUCAAAGCACAUUCAGAUGCUGUCCAGUUGGAAGUAUUCUAAUGCCAAUUUCCAAUGGGGGAAAAGUACACAAUAACAGACAGUAACUUCUUUUUGUCUAAUUUUUAUAUAUGCAGACUUUUCAGUGGCCAUGAUUUUCAUCAAGAUGAUUUUGUACACAGCAUCACCAUAAAUCUACUCAAUCCUUUUAGGAUAUUUAUUCAUUUCUUAUCUUUACCGUCUAUGCUUCCAUUUCCAAUGCAUGAGCAGUUUGUCUGAGGGUCAAAUGAAAAGAAUGAAGGAUGGUAUACUAACUACCCAGGAAUAGGAAAUUAGGGAGGCAAUUUAUUUACCAUGGGGGUUCUUGUGAGUUUGGGCAGGAACUGCAGCCAUAGGACGAAC